Wasmannia auropunctata (little fire ant) is the source of this 3530-nucleotide messenger RNA. RefSeq names its product atrial natriuretic peptide-converting enzyme. The transcript is spliced from 13 exons. Gene Ontology annotation, molecular function: serine-type endopeptidase activity; protein binding. Gene Ontology annotation, biological process: proteolysis. Lineage: Eukaryota; Metazoa; Arthropoda; Insecta; Hymenoptera; Formicidae. The coding region runs from base 685 to 3012 and encodes 775 amino acids. The record is from RefSeq and is a predicted model, not a curated record.
GUCGGGUCAUCAAUCGCUUGGUCGACUCUCGCGCGGCAUAUACGCCGCAUACACACCGCGGCCGCUUCGAAGACUCGCGCGUAUCCCACGUUAACGGUUGUUUCUUAACGCGACACGAGGAACGGAGGCUCGUCCCUCGAGGAGCCGUGUUUCUUCGGAAGGCGCGUUAAGAAUCAGUCUGCCCGUCGAAGCGGCCACUUCCGGGCAGCUGUCGGCCGAAGGUUCCUGUUCGAGCGAAAAGUUAAGGCAGCGUUUCGCGUGAUGGGGAGACGGAUCGACGUGAAUUUUCUCGGACAGUGACCGAAUUUUGUAAAAAAAAAGUUUUUUUUAUUUCUCAAGAAUAAAAACUGGUGUCCCUGAAGCGCAGGUUCUGCUGGAUUUUUGGGAAUUAAGUCUCCGUCCCUCGCAGGCUGCGCACGGGACGCCGAUAUCUCCGAGGCGGAAAGCGCAAAGGCGUACGGGAGAUGCAUCUUGCCGAUAUUCAGGUUUGCGGUUCUUAAAAAAAGAAAGAAAAAACGGAAACGGACAAUUGAGAGAUCGUCUUCGCAUGGUCAUCCGUGGUCGCCAUUGAUACGCACACGCUCGCGAGGAAAAGAAAAAUCCGCGAUGACUCCACGAGCCGGCCAAGUUCUGGAGGAGCGCUGACGUUAAGCGCGGGAGCGCGAUCGCAGACAGAAGAAAAAAAUGACCGUCGCGAUGGAGCACAAGCGGAAGAGCUCGUGGGACUCGAAGAUUUCGGUGAGCACGGUGAGCACCCGAAGAUUCAGCCGUGCCGGAACACCAAGCUCGAUUCUGUCAUCCGACAGCGACAUCCGCUUUACGAGAAAGUUCGGCGGACAGUAUCGCUGCGGAUGCUGCGUCCUCGCCGCCUUCUUAUUCUUCCUCCUCUUCUCGGGGGUCUCGAUAUACCUCGGUUACACAUUCCUCACGUCAGAUCCACCGGGGGAUCAGAUAUUUCUCGCGACGUUCCGAGUUACCAAAGGUGAUUCCUUCACCGCGGAGCUGGCUGAUCCCUCCACCGAGGCCUUCCGGAUACGGUCGCGAGAUUAUCGCGACCGUCUGAAUCUUAUCUUCCGUCGCAGCUGGCUGAAACUAUCGUUCCUCGCAUCGGACGUCCUGGCUCUCGACGGGGUGGAUGGCCGCGAUUUGGUGGUGCACUUUGAUGUGAGAUUCGACCCGCGAUAUCAGACCAUAACUACCGGGAAUAUCGUGGACAUUCUGUCGCGGGAAUUGAAUCCCAAAACCUCGCGAUACCUGACGAAUCUGACGAUAGAGGCGAAGAGCCUCGAAGUGCAGGAAAGCAUAAAGGCCCUCAAUGCGCAGAGCAGUCCGCAAUCGACCGUCUCGACGUUACCGCCGACUACGACAGUCCCUCCGCCAAGAAGAUGCGGCAAGCUGGACUUAUCCUACUGCAAACAUCUCCCUUAUAAUAUCAGUUCGUACCCGAACAUGUUGGGACACAGAUCGUUGGUAGACGUCGAGGAGGAUGUUAUCGCUUUUAGAGAACUGGUGGACGCGGAAUGCUAUCCGUUGGCCUACGACUUCGUCUGCCAGGUGCUGCAGCCUGCGUGUCGAUCGAGUCAGCCGGAGGAUCUGCUGCAACUACCUUGCAGGAGCUUCUGCAGGGAGUUCUGGAAUGGGUGCGGCAGUCGUCUCCCCGAGAAGAUAAAACGCGCUUUGGAUUGCUCCAACUUUCCGGAAUACGUCGGUCCUGGCAGUUGCAGGCCGAAGCCAGGAUGCGUGCAAGCGCUUCAGUCGAAAGCUUUGUCUCCAAGGAUCUGCGACGGCGUGAUCGAUUGCCCGGAUCUGUCCGACGAGAAGAAUUGCGCCUACUGCCGGGAUGGUUACAUGCACUGCGGAGUAGGAAGAUCCUGUGUACCGCAUACGAAGCGAUGCGACGGCAAGGCGGACUGUCCGAACGGCAGCGACGAGAAAGACUGUCUAUUCCUGGCGCCGAGCGUCCACGAAUUGAAAUCGCAAUCUUGGAGCACGCCGCACGUCGCGAAGUACAACAAGGAGGGCUACGUCGUGUUCAAUGAGAAGGGCACCCUCGGCAAACUUUGUACCGCCAAUUUAAACGCUACUCUACCGGAAACGGAGAUAAAUAAUGUUCUUCAAACGGCAGCAAGCUCAUUGUGCACUUUACUCACGUAUACUGGCGUGGCUUCCGUUGAGGUAAGGACUGAUGACGAAGAGGAUGUCCCGUACGUGUACAUGGAAGAUCCGUCAGCACCGGAAAUCACUUUCGUCCGGGCUCCCUGCCCCAGCAAGGAAGUUCUAUACGUCCGCUGUUCCGAUCUCGAAUGCGGAAUACAAUCUCUACGUACCAAUGGCGGUACUAAUGGUCUCAAUAAGAUGGCAGAGCCUGGCGAUUGGCCUUGGCAUGUUGCACUCUUCAAGGAAGGAGUUCACGUUUGCGAUGCCACUCUCGUGGCGGACAAUUGGUUGCUCACAACUGCGUACUGUUUCCAAGGUCAACCGAAAGCGGAAUGGUCGGCCCGACUUGGUGUCGUACGACUUUCGAGCACGUCACCCUGGGAACAGGAACGUCGGAUCGUCGGUAUGAUCAAAUCGCCGGUGGAGGGCACGACCGUUCUGGUGAAGUUGGAUAGACCGGUGACGACCUUUUCGGACUUCGUGAGACCGGUUUGCCUGCCCUCCAGCGAGGAUUCAUCGAGUAACACAUCACAAUGCAACACUCUUGGCUGGGCGAGAAAUCGCGACGUACUGCAAAGGGUACAACUCAAACAUAGCGCAAUGGAGAAAUGCGAAAAUAUCAGCAUCCCUUCGGUGAACAGUGUCUGUACCGAGCAAGCAUAUUCCGCGGACGAUUGCAAUGAAGAGGAACUCGCCGGUAGUUCGAUGCUUUGUCUUCAACCGGAAGGUCGAAAAUGGGCGCUGACGGGCAUCGGCAGCUGGAGGAUAGCUUGCUCGAAGGACGGUAUCGAGAGACCUCGACUGUACGAUAAAAUUUCGUCGCAUAUCGAUUGGAUUAAAGCUACCAUUGGCUGAGUGGAUCUGUCUACAAAUUGACAUUUGAUAAACGUCAUACUGCGAAAUAUACGAGACACACGCUCGACGCACGUAUGACGGAUACCCCCGAGCGGGAAAACGACCGUUGUGUAUUAAAACAUGGGACUGAUAAUCGAAAUUGUGAUAGAAAUUUCUAAACUACAUAUUACGCGCGACGCGAUCGUUACUACACGCCGAUAGAGACUCGAUCGCGUCCGCCUUGCACGGAUAUCUACACGUUGCUGCUAUCGAUAUCAUAAUUUUAUCAGGUACGACAUCCUGUUACUGAACGUGCAAUCGUAUAUUCUUGUAAAUAUAUAAUGUCUCCUUUAUAUGUCUCUAUAGGAUAUAAAAGUCCUUCGUUACCGUGGCAUAAUUUUUUUUAACUUAUUCUUUCAUGCGUAUACAUAGUUGCUUCGUACGUUAUCUCUUAGAUUCAUAUCAUUUAUUUUAGCGAUUACGAUCCAUCUACGUUUGUGUGUAAGAUCGUUUACAUAUUAAAGUUUCUUAAAAUAGUA